AUGGCCAGAACCAUUAAAGUUAUUAAAAGAAGAACAAACAAAUUCGGUAAAAAGACUGAUCCAAUUGUUAUUCAAAGAGCUGUUUGGACAGCGGGUCAUGCUAUAGUUUUAAUAUGUGGUCUUUUGUUCAGUUUGACAUAUUUCUUCCAUGUUUUAUUCUUUUUCAAAUAUAGAUCUUGGAAAUGGUUAUUUUUAAGAGUCAAUCAUAAUUAUUCCAUCAUUAAAGGUCAAAGGUGGUAUCAUUCGUUAUUAAGAUUUGUUCCAGAAUUGUUAUAUCGAACUUCCUUAAUUGGUGUAUUCAUGGCUUCUGGCGUUACCAUGACACAGAAUUGGUCUGGUUUAAAACCAACCUGGUAUGAUCUUUUGUCUGCACCAAAUUUCCAAACCACGUUAAUUGCUGCAUUGUGGUUUAUAGCUGGAGGUAAAUCAUUUUACAAAUUAUUACCAUUUAUGAUCAUUAGUUUUAUGCAUUUAAGUAACCGUAAAAAAGAAUUUGAAGAAGGAAAUAAAGAGACUUUUAAUGAAUUAACCUUGAAGAAUAAAUCUUUAUUACAAGUGUUAGCGUAUUCCGAAGUGUUUAUCUUGUUUACGUUAUUAUUAGAUACUUUGUUAUUAAAGACAGGAACUUCAGGUUUUCUUUUCGUUUUUUACACUUGUUUGUUUUGGUUAAGAUUGAAUUUUGAAUCAUACACUCAAGUUACUGUUUUGAGAUUGCUGGCGAUAUUGGAUAAAAAGGUGCCACCAAAAUAUACUGCUUAUUGGGAAACUAUCAGAAGAUUUAUUUAUUCGAAAGUCAGAGAACUUGAAGUAAUAAAUAGUGAAAAGCCUAAAAGUUCUUGA
Arxiozyma heterogenica is the source of this 840-nucleotide messenger RNA. RefSeq lists its product as uncharacterized. The record is from RefSeq and is a predicted model, not a curated record. Gene Ontology annotation, cellular component: endoplasmic reticulum. Gene Ontology annotation, biological process: membrane organization; endoplasmic reticulum tubular network organization. NCBI's taxonomy places the organism in Eukaryota, Fungi, Ascomycota, Saccharomycetes, Saccharomycetales, Saccharomycetaceae. Bases 1 to 840 code for a protein of 279 amino acids. The transcript has a single exon.